This is a messenger RNA of Aspergillus japonicus CBS 114.51, 615 nucleotides long. RefSeq lists its product as uncharacterized. Lineage: Eukaryota; Fungi; Ascomycota; Eurotiomycetes; Eurotiales; Aspergillaceae. The coding region runs from base 21 to 575 and encodes 184 amino acids. The transcript has a single exon. The record is from RefSeq and is a predicted model, not a curated record.
UCGAGAAACACACAUGGGGGAUGUUGGCACUGCCGUUUCCCGAGUCGAUUCAGGACGUAAAUACUGGUGUGGAACAGGCUUUUAGGUGGACCGACGUGGCUGAUGGGGCUAUGUUGCCGGUGCAUGCGUUCUGCGUGGAGCAGAAACCCGCGGCUCCCGAUCCCAACCUCCGGGAGCUGGAAUUCCUCAAGCCCAGCUACACGAAGACGCACAAUGUUCGCAUCCACAGUUGUAGCCCGAGGAAAAGGAUUACUCUGUACCGGGCUUCCAUCGACGGGAUGGCCUGUUUCCGGCACUAUCGUCAAGAUAAGGAUGGGUUGAAGAUUGUCUCGGAGAUGGAUAGGCCUUUUCUGGAGGAUGACCUGCUCGCCACGGCGUGGUUUCUUCCCUUGCAUCAUGUGAACAUGAAAGCCGGAGUUUUGGGGAGACGAUGUCUUGCACUGCUGGGCUUGGGGGAUAAGGACUCAAUUAGGGACCGAGCUGAGGCAGGCUUUGGGGGUACUAUUGAUAUUAGGAGCAUUGGGUCGGAGCAGGUAGAGGUUGAUGAGCUUCUGUUAACUCCACCUGUGCAGUAACUCGGUUCUCACAAGACUGCGUCGUUGCUGUCGAAUCCUG